AUGAAAAAGUCCCUUGGCAGAACCACCUUAAGCUACAAUGAGUUAAACACCUUGCUUGUGCAGAUCCAAUCGGUCGUUAACUCAAGACCUCUGACCUACGUGGAGGACGAUCAAGAUGGCGUGAGUUACACACUUUCCCCUUCGUACCUAAUCAAUGGGCGACGAGUAACCAAUACUGCGAACGAUAGACAUUUUGAGGUCAUCAGCACCAACGAAUCGCUUACACUAAGAGCAAGACACCAUGGCCACCUUCUUCACCAAUUUACUGACCAAUGGAGAAAAAUCUAUCUGUUGAAUCUUCGAGAGAGACACGCACAAGUCACAAAGAAUCGAAAGGGAGCUGACAUAGCCAUUGGAGAUGUAGUCAUUCUCAAGAACGAUACAUCAAACAGAAUGUUCUGGAAAUUAGCUAAAGUGGACGAACUUUUGCCGGGAAAGGAUGGUAACAUCCGAGCUGCUAUUAUCGAUGUCUCAAGUGCAGAUCAUAUUCCUUGUCUGUUAAAACGAAGUGUCAAACAUUUGUUUCCACUUGAACUCAACAGCAACGAUGCCAUUAAUCAAAUCGAAGAGUACAGAGCCGAACCAAUGAGCGGUUCUCCUGUUCGUGAUACUCCGAACACUUCUGCGAACACUACACCAUGUCACAAUGCUGCGAUGAGGGGUGAACUCAUGCGAAGAUUUCGUUAUUUAUACAAAAUUGCAUUCAAAUUUUUCUAUGUUUGUUUACGAAUGUAA
Stylophora pistillata is the source of this 735-nucleotide messenger RNA. RefSeq lists its product as uncharacterized. The record is from RefSeq and is a predicted model, not a curated record. NCBI's taxonomy places the organism in Eukaryota, Metazoa, Cnidaria, Anthozoa, Scleractinia, Pocilloporidae.